UCAAGCCAACAGGCUGUAAAAGUUAAAGCGGAUUACGUUCUGCUGUCGUUUUUACACGUUUCGUUUUUUUUUUUUUUUUGUUUUUUGAUAAUCAAAAAGCUUGUCGGCUAUUCAAUAUAAUACUUUUUUUUUUUUUUUAUUAAAAAAAAUAAACAUGGCAAUUAAACCGGGAAUGGGGAGAAAAAGUUCCAAAUCUCCACCAAUUUUAAGUCAUGAAUUUGUAAUACAAAAUCAUGCUGAUAUCAUAUCUUGUGUUGCAAUGGUUUUUGUUGUCGGUUUAACAUUACAGGGUACAAGCUCAAUUGCCAAUUUAUUUAUUUCAUUACAUCAUCACAUAACACCUGAAGGAACAACCGAAGAUUCUUUAAGGGAUAAACGGAUGAUAUAUGAAUCUGGUGUUAAAGAUUAUUGUGCUGUAUUCUUUUAUACAUUAAUAUGUAUUAUAAUGCAUGCGAUAUUACAAGAAUAUCUUUUAGAUAAAGUAUCAAAAAGAUUGCAUUUAUCAAAAUAUAAAUUAUCAUUAUUCAAUGAAUCCGGCCAACUAAUUGUAUUCUAUUUAACAUCAUUUUUUUGGGGUGUUGAUGUUAUUAUACGUGAAGGAUAUAUUUCAAAAUUUAAUUUGUUAUGGAGUGAUUUUCCAAAUCAUCCUAUGAUAUUUUUACAUAAAUUAUAUUUUGUAAUACAAUUAGCAUAUUAUCUACAUAUGCUACCAGAAUUAUAUUUUCAACGAAUUAAAAAAGAAGAUCGUCAACCAAAAAUUAUUCAUUCCGUAUGUGGUUUUAUAGUUGUUGCAAGUAGUUAUUUCUUAGGUUUCCAACGAAUUGCCUUAGUUUUAUUGACAUUGCACUAUCUUAGUGAAAUCAUUGCACAUUUAUUCCAAUUAAUAAGUGUAUUUGAUCGUGAUGAAAAAUAUUCUGGUUUAAAUUAUAUUAAUAGUAUAAUAUUUGUUUUGGUACGUUUUUCAACAAUGGUCAUAUCAGUUUUAACAUUAUAUUAUGGUGUGGCAAAUACUGAACAAGCAGCACGUGGUUUUAUUGCAUUAAUUUGUAUAAUAGUAUUACAAGGAUAUUUAAUAUUUUCAUUUAUUACUGAACAAUUAAAAGCAAAAAGAGAACGAGCACUUGAAGCAAAACAACAAAAUAGUAAAAAAUCAUCAAAUAAACAAGCAAAUAAAGAUAAAAGUAAAAAGAAGAAAGAAAGUGAUUUACCGGAAGCAGAUCAAUCGCCAAUAAAUUUGGGAAAAAUUAAAACUAGAUAAACAAAUUUUCAAAAACAAAAAAAAAAAAAAACAAAAAUAAA
Condylostylus longicornis is the source of this 1299-nucleotide messenger RNA. It is a transcript of the gene TRAM, whose product is annotated as translocating chain-associated membrane protein 1. NCBI's taxonomy places the organism in Eukaryota, Metazoa, Arthropoda, Insecta, Diptera, Dolichopodidae. Gene Ontology annotation, cellular component: endoplasmic reticulum membrane. The transcript is spliced from 5 exons. The record is from RefSeq and is a predicted model, not a curated record. Bases 155 to 1258 code for a protein of 367 amino acids. Gene Ontology annotation, biological process: protein insertion into ER membrane; SRP-dependent cotranslational protein targeting to membrane, translocation.